CCGGAAACACUUCUAGUUUAAAAUGCUAACGAUGGAGCGGCUUGCAGAAAGAGCGUGGAGGCCACCUCGAGCCUGUGAAGAUUACUUCAGUGAGUUCAGGAACUGCAAAAGUUUGAGGAAUUGUUUUCACCAUUACUACACGUACGGCACAGCCCCAUCCUGCCAGCAGUGGAAAGCAGACUACCAUAACUGCAAAAAAUGGGAAAGUCACAAACUCACUGAAGCUAAGGAAGCAUUACAGGGAAGUGAAAGGAGACGAUUGGAAGAGCAGAAAAACUUCACCCCAGUGUGGAAACUGAGGCAGGCACCUCCUGGUGACUGGCACAGACCUCUGGACCAGGAAACCCAGCAAGACUCCUGAUCUGAAGAGCCGUCUGCCGCUGCUCUAUGAGUCAAUGCAAUAUGAUGUAGUUCACUUCAUGGACAAUCCACUGACACCUGCUGUUUCUAAACUCAUUCAUAAACAGUUAAAAAAUUAAUCUUUGGACUCAAAGGAGGGACUAGUUGAAAUGUAACUUCAUGUAGUUCCCAUAAUUUAAGAACAUAUUUAAAUUGCAAAAGCUGUGCUUUGUUUAUUUAAGAGUAAACAUUAAAGCUUUACUUUAAUUCAAAUGUAUAAAAUGAAAUCAGUUUAGUGUUCAAUGCUUCUAUAAUGUAAGUUUUGUUAUCAUAGUUAAGCUACUGCUAAUUUAGUUCCCUGCUUUAUUUCAGGAAGUAAAAAAAUCUUAUAAAAUAAAAAAUUCUAAACUUAAAAAAUUUUUAUCCAAAACUAGAGAUCAUCAUAGUAGAGAUGCAUAUUUUGAAAGGUGGUUUACAGUCCAAACUAGCUGUGCUGUAAUGUAGCAUCACUGUUUUUCUCUCAUUAUAUAUAGAUUCAACACAUGAAACAAUCAGUGCUUUAAUUAAACAAAGAACCUUUUAUUUUCAA
Molecule: messenger RNA, 928 nt
Organism: Poeciliopsis prolifica (blackstripe livebearer)
Lineage: Eukaryota; Metazoa; Chordata; Actinopteri; Cyprinodontiformes; Poeciliidae
Gene: cunh22orf39
Product: chromosome unknown C22orf39 homolog
Exons: 3
Coding region: 23-361 (112 amino acids)
Source: RefSeq, a predicted model, not a curated record